UAUUCUUGAAAGAUUCUUUUUUUAUUUUACAUUUUACACCUCUAACAUGUAGAUGUUGAAAUUAACCCAUUCAUUAUACUUUUUGAAUUUUUUUCAUAAAAUUGCAAUAUUAUUUAAAUGAAACAUUUUAUUACAAAAAGAUAUUAGACAACAAAAAAUUAAAACAAAGUACCAUUAUCUAACAAUCAUUAUUACUAAAUUUUUCCCAUAAAUGAUCAAUUAAUGCAUUCCGAAGUGAGAAAUGAUCACACAAAGAUAAUAUCACAUUGUAGGUACUAGUGCUUUUUUUUUCUAAAGACUAUUUUCUAAAGACUAUUUUCUAUUUGAAUGUCUAUGUUUAAUAAUCACACAAAGAUAAUAUCACAUUGUAGGUACUAGUGCUUAGCAUCAGAAAUUCUUUAUAUAUUCAAUUUUUCUACAAGUGCUUAGCAUCAGAUUCUUUAUAUAUUUUGAUUCACACAAUAAAAAGCCAAUCAAAUCAUUGACUAAACUUCAAGCUGCAGUAGUUAAGCUGAACAAAGCACUGACAGUGUUAAGUCAAACAAUGCACACAAACUUCCAGCUACAACAUUUAAAAAAUCUAUGAAUGGGAUUGCUCAAAAAAAAAUUAGAGUUCUAGGUCAAACCAUGCAAAUAUACGUUGGGCAUAUAUAUUUUUUAUAGCUAGGUUUACUGCCCCAACAAUAAUUGAAACAUGCAUUGGUGCAGCUAUUAACUAUUACAAGGAAAGACUAAAAUAAACAUGCAUUGGUGUAAAUUAUUUUUCGUAACCCCAUAAAAUUGUGUUAUCUUGUCCUAUAAAUACCAUCAUAGACACAACAUUUGUAUUCACAACACUAAAGACUUCUAUAAUAUUUACACUUAUCAAAAAAUGUCCCGCUCUUCUGGAUAUUCUUGUGAAGAAGAUAAGUUUUUAUGUCACAUAUAUAUGCAAAUUUCUCAAGAUCCAAUUCAAGGUGUUUAUCAAUCAUCCGAUCAAUUCUGGGGUCGUGUGGUCGAAGCUUACGACAAUGGAAAAGAUGCAAUGUGGAGUGACCGGUCCAAAAAAUCAAUUCAAUCCCGGGUUCAAACCAUUCAAAAAGCAGCGAAAAAAUUGCAUGCAUGCAUAAAACAAUGUGAAAAUAGACGUCCAAGUGGUGCUUCAAGUGAUGAUAUUGUAAGUAUUAAUUUUUAUAUUUACAUAUAUUUUUUUGGAUAAUUUUUGUAUGAAUAUUUGAAUGUUUUUUUUAAAUGAUAAUGCAGAUUAAUCAAGCCAAAUUAAUGUUAAGAGAAGAUCCAAUGUUUAAAGGAGGUUGGAAAUUUGAGCAUGUGUGGGACAUUAUUAAAAAUUUUGAAAAAUUUCAAGAUGGUGUUGCCCAUGCCAAACGAUUCUCUAAUCCAUGUGGUGUUGAGUACACAUCUUUAGAAUCAGAUAAUCUCAAUCUUGAUUCUCCAACUCAAGCAUCACCAAAGUUAUCUUCUUCUUCACUAAACUUAAAUGAUGAGUGUGAGAAUAUUAGUGGAUCUCCCUCUUCACGACCACUUGGAGUAAAGAAAUCCAAAAUGAAGCGAAAAAUUGAUGAUCAAACCAAUUUGGUUAUCAAUACACUAGAAGGAGGAAAUAACCAAUUCAGGGAGCAACUAAAUAAGUCAAGUGAACAAAGACAACAACACUUGGAGAUUCAAAGACAAAAUUAUGCUUUGAAAGAGAUGAAAGAAGAAAACAAAAUUUUAUUUUGUGACUUAAAUUCCAUAGAAGAUCCAAAUGUUCGUGAACAUUUUCAAGCAGAGAAAGCACGGAUUUUACAAAAGCGCAGUCACCAGCAACAAAAUCAACAAAUUCCUCCUCCAUCAACAUCGUUUGGGCAAUAUUUUAACAAUCUUUGUGGAUCCGGUAGUAAUUUACCAGAGUAUUAAAUUGUUUUAAUAUGUUGUAUUGAUUAAUAUUUAAAUAAAAAGUCUUUGACUUUUAAAUAAAAUAAUAUUUUUUAAAAUUAUAAUUGACUUUUAAAUAAAUAAUAAUAAUUUUUAUUUUGAUUAUAACAGCAGUUAUUAAAAUUAAUAAUUAGUAUAUAAACAAAAAAGUGUGAUUUUAUAUGUAAGAAUUGUAUUUCUUUCAUACACAAGUAUUUUAGUUACAAUCAUAAGAAAUUAGAGGACUACUUUGUAAAUAAAAAAGUUUGCCUCUGUUAUAGAGGAAUGCUAUUUUUUCCCCUAUAUAUAGAGGAAAAAAUAGCAAUCUCUAUUUUAGGGGAAAAAAUAGAGAUGGGUUGGAGCUGAUUUUACUCUAUUAUAGCAUUUAGAGGCAAAUAUAGAGAUGGGUUGGAGAUGCUCUUAUAGAACUUGUGAGCGGCAAACGCAUUCCACCGAACCAUGUAGUGUCCCUGAAAGUUAUUUUGUUUUCAUUUUUUACUUUUUUGUCAUCUUAAUAUGAGACCAGUGAUGAAUGUUUCAAUAUUUCAGGCUUUUGAUAUCAUUAUGGAGAAACAUGCGAUGCUACUCAUGGAUUCAUCACUUGAAGGGAGAUUUGAGAAUGAAGACGCAACUAAACUUGUUAAUCUUGCUUCAAAAUGCCUUCUAAACAACCCGGAAGAUCGACCUGAUACUAAAUCUCUCGUCUCUGCAGCAGCACCGCUACAAAAGCAGGAAGAGGUUAAAGAAUCAUAUAAACGAAUACUCAAUAUUUUCUUGUACCAAAUAAUUAAUUUUUGUGUUUAUGUUUAGAUUUCAUCUUAUUUCUUGAUGCUUCUGCCUAAGAGUACUGUAAUGCAACCAACCAUGCUUUCUCCUCUCAGAAAGGCUUGUUCUCGGAAGGACCACUCGGCUGUAUACGAGAUUUUGCUUAAAACUGGUUACAGCGACGAAGGAGCAGAGAGUGAUGUACUUGGAGACAAAUCAUUAACCUAGCUUAUUCUUCCAUUUGGUUUUUCACGUUCUAAUAUUGUCUCACUUUGCCUUCACAGCAUCUGGUGACACUAGAAAACCAGGAACUGGUUCAAACAAAGAACUUGGGAGACAAUGCUUUCAGAGACCAGGACUUCAUUAACGCGAUUAAAUAUUAUUCAAAGGUACUCAAUCCGUUUCAUAUACAUCGUCAAUUCUGCACUUUAAAAUUUUUUUUAUUCUAAAAUUUUUUUUGUAUUAUUUUUUUCAGUUUUAUCCAUAUUCUUUUAUUUCCAUAAUUAUCAAACUAUAACAAAUAAAUACAUUAAUUAGAAACAAAACAGAGCAUUUAGGAGUGAUUGGUAAGUGUUGUAACUUUAUAUUUUUGGUUGUAAAUUUAAUUUGUAGAUUUAAUUGUUGUAGCUUUUUUUGCUGUAGCUUUCUAAUAUACUAAUUUUUUACUCUAGAAACAAAAUUCUCAACAUCCUUUUUUAAAUUUUUAAAAUUUUUUUUUGCAGUAAGUUUUUAAAAGAAAGUAAAGCUUGAUUGGUUGACAUAUAUGGUUUUAAACUAAAUUCUAAUUUUCUAGAGCAUCUACGUCCACAACCAAUCACCCUCUUAAUUGUAACUAGGUGGUUUCCUAUGUAUGCACAAAAAUAUUCUUUUUAAAAUAGUUUUAUUCAAAAAUUUAAUUAUAUGUCUAACCGAUUUAAAAACAAAAACUGAAAUCAUGAAUAAUUAUUUAUUUAGUUUUUCCAUUUAAUUUUAAAAUAUUUUAAUUUAUUUAUUAUUUAUUAAAGUUUUCGUUACAAUUAAGUUAAAGUGAAAAAUGUAUAUAUUUAUUUUAAAUAAAUUUAUAUUAAACACUAUAAUUUAGUGUAGACUUUGUUGUAUAUAUGUUUGGUUAAAAUAUAUUUGUCAAUUAAACUUUUUAUCAUAUUUAUCUUAAUUAAUUGUUAAUCAUACAACUGAUGCAUUUUAUAGCGUUUAAUUUCAAAUAAAUUUAAUACUUUAAAAAUCUUAAUUAAUCACAUAUUUAUGCUAAUUAGUUGAUCUAAUUAUAACUUUUGAAUAUUUAAAUUAUUAGAUAUUUACAAUUAAUUUGAUGGGAUCUAGAUAUUUAUACUAUCAGUUAUAGUAUAUUAUAAGAGUUUUAAUAAUAAUUGUGUAUAUAAUUUAUAUGUAUGGUAUGUAAAAUUUUGUCAUUAUCUUAUUUUAAGAAUCUACUUUUAUGGUAUGUAGGCAAAAAUAAUAUCAACUUAUUUUAAGAAUAUUUCUAAAAUCAAACUAUUUGUCAUUAAAGUUGUAAAUGUCAUAAUAAGAUAGAAGAUAUGUCACAUUUUUAUUAAGAUUUGUUAUCAUUAUUUUUAUUUAAAUAUCAAUGUCAUGAUAACACAUAAGUAAAGUUCUAAAAAUCAUUUCACAAAUCAAGUUUAUAAGAUUUUAAUAUGUGAAAAAGCCUUAAAAGAAAUAUAAUACGAGUAGUUCAAAAAAAAAAUAUGAAACAGAAAGAGUAAUAGAUAAAACAAAACAAACAAACAGCAGAGUCCAACAAUUAAAUAUAUAAGUGUAUUAUAUCUAAAACUCCUUGUAAACCUUUUUUUUUUGUUACCAGUUGGUGAGGAUGAUGAGCAGCAGUCCAUAUGCGACUGUAUUUGCGAGAAGGUCUUUCUCCUACUUAGUGACGGGUGAACAUGAUCCUGCGUUGGGAGACGCAAUGAAGGCUCAAUGUUGCAUACCGGGGUGGCCUACUGCGUUUUACUUGCAGGCUUUAGCACUUUGGGAGCUUGGUAUGGAGAGUGAUGCUAGGGAUAUGAUUAAUGAAGGUGCUGCACUUGAAGCUAGGCGACUACAGACUACAGAGAGAUAAGAGAGCCCUUAACCUUCUUUGAUAAUUUAUUUCAUGCAGGUGCUUCUGCUGUUCAUCCUGAACCUUCUUUCCUUGGAUAAGCAAAAACAUUAUUAAUUUAGCGAAUUUCUGUUAUUAAUUUUCUUAUUUUAUGAAUGGAUAUUUUUUUUGAGUUUUGAUAUUUUUUUUUGCUAUCUAAAAGCUAACUUUAAUUGCUUUUAUUUUCUUUGCUUUCCCUAUGAUUAUUUACUUUUUCCAUUUUUAUAAACUUGUAUAUAGUGCAUAAAAUUGAUUAUGCAACUCUGAAAACCAAUUGACAUAUCAUAAUUGUACCGGUGGAUUGAAUCAACCGGUCUAGUUUAAAUAUUUAUACUAUUAUUUGAGAUGUGAAUUUGCUUAUUUGUCAUGUAGUAAUUUAGGCUGAUUCAUUAGUUUUUUUGUCAAUUGAUUCAUUAGUUUUAAUAAUCAUUUUUAACUAAACUAAUUAAAUUUUUAAUAAAUGAUUUUAUCAUUCAUUAUUUAACUCAUUACAAAUUAAUAUUAUAAAAUUUAUCUCAAAACAAUAAAUGGAAAACAUGUUUGAAAAAAAGAUAAUUCCAUCUAUUUAUUUUGUGUUUAUCUACAUCUUUCUUUCUUUUUUGUUAAUUUUUAUAAUUAGGUAGUAUAUACACAUAUAAUAAAUUCUAAUUUAUCACUUCACUAAAAUAAUAUAAAUAAUUUUAUGAAAAUAAAAAAAAUGAUUUAUACUUUUUCAUAAACUUAAUAUGUCCUGGAAUAUUUAUUAAAAUAUUAUUUUUAGUAUUAAAAUAGGUAUUUAACCAAUAACUAUACAUUUGAUUUAUAUUUAUUUGUUAAUGAUUUUUUGUGGCAUUUUCAUUUCUAUUCAGUCGCAAGAAUAACAUUUAUUUAAUAUUUAAGUUGAAAAUUUUAAUAUUUAUUUUUUUCUUUUCUAAAAUAUUUUUCAUUGGGAAUGGAAUUAUAUUUUUAAAUAUUCUCAACAAACAUGUUUCCAAAAGAGAAUAUUUUCAAGUAUUUAUAUUUAAAAUUAACUCUGUGUACAGUGAAACCUCUAUAAAUUAAUAAUGUUGGGACUAUACCAAAAUUAUACUUUUUUAUUAAUUUAUAGAGAUAUUAAUUUAUCGAUAUAUUAAUUGAACCAAAAACUCAAUUUAGGACUAUAAAAUUAUAUCAUUUUAUAGAGAUUUUUAGUGUAUAUUAAUUUAAAGAGGUUAUACUGUACUUUUAUUUUUUUCAAGAGUUUUAAAGAAUUAUAUCUUUGUUUAGAUUGAAAUUUAGGAUUCUAAUAAAUAUAUAAAAAAAUACUUAAAAUUUUUUUAAAAAAAUUAAAAAAUAAUUUCAAACAUAAUUUUUGAUUUUUAAAAACAAAUUUUGGAAAAAAUAAUUUCGAGAAAAAUUUAUAAAAAAUUUUAAAUUUGAAAACUAUAAUUCGAAAACAUAAAAAAAAAUAUUUUUAUUUUUAUUUUAUUUAAAUAAUAAUUUAUUAUAUAUAGAGAGAGAACAAGAGUAUAAGAGUAUUUUGUCAUAUAUGUAGAGAACAAGAGUACAAGAGUAUAUUUAUUAUAUAUUGUUUUUUGAAAAUGUCCAUUUAGUGGUGGUAAAGAUAAAAAGUGGUACUAUGAAAGUGGUAAACAUGAAAUUUCCCCAAAUUUAUUUGAAAGACUAUAAAGUAAAGGACAUGUUAUUUUUAUAUUAUCAAAACUGUAUUUUUCAAAAUGAUAUGUCUUAGUUAUAAUUAUCAAAAUAUGAAAAUUAAAAGACCAUUUGAAAAUAACAAAUUAUGAUUUUAUAAUAAAUACUAUUUUAUAUGAGAAUAGAAAUAUAUAUUUAUAAAUUUAAAAAUAUAGAUUGACUGUAGCUUAUUUUUCUCUAUUAUACUAUUUAGAAAUGAAAAUAACAAUAGAUAUGUCUUAUACAUUACAUAUUAAUGUUUUGUUUGACAACAUGGUUAGUCUGUUUGAAUGUUUAUUCAGUUAUUAUGGGAUGUAUUUUACAAUAUAAUUAUAUCAAUAGUUUUAUUUACUUUGAUUAAUAUAAUAUGUAAAGUUGGGUUCGGUUUAACCUUCUUGUGUUUUUAAUUUAUUUUGAGCUUUUUUAGGUUUUGGUAAUUUCAAGAAUUUUGUUUAAUAACAUCACUUUAUAUUAAUAGUUAUAUAUUUGUUUAUUUAAUUAGAUCAUUGUGUAUAAAUUAUUAUAAUAAAAGCUGGUUAAAGAUAACAACAUAUUUUAAAAUAAAAUAUUAAUGUUGUUAUCCAAAAAUAAUUUUUUUAAUCAAUAAAAUUUAAAAUUAAGAAAUUGAAAGAUUCAUAAUUUUUUAUAAAUUUAAUGUUUUACUUUAAAUUUUUUAUUUUAAACUAAUAGUACAUUUAUUAAUAAUUAUGUAUAAAAGAAUUAUGCUCGCAUGUGCGGCAAAAUACCUAGUUUCAUUAAUGUCAAAUGUAAAAUUUAGACAUUUCCAUCAUUCUAUUCUGUUAUUUUUCUCCUUUAAAACUAACCUAAUUUACAAUAACAUGUUUUUUUUAUAAAAGGCUUAUGGGUACAAAUAUGUUUUUUCUUCUUUUUAGAUAAUAUGAUAUGAUGUACAUGUGAGUGUUUGUUAAACUACUGAAACAGAGAAAAGAAUACUAGCUUCAAGAAUUUUAAGUGUAUUUCGUUGACUGAGAGUACAUAAUUAUAUUACAGUCGUAAGAUAUAGUUGCUUAAAGUGUUACAUAUACUAUCGUAUAUAGUAUGACCAGAAAGAUACUAUCCUAAGAGUCAAUAAGUUGCUCGGUCGAAAAGUAAAGCAAAAGACAGAUCAUAGUUACAGUAGCACUAUUCCAGAUUUGACUGAGAUCUUUGGUUGCCAAACUGUCGGGGUUCUUCCUCGAUUGUUCAUGCAUAAAAAUAGUUCUAUCACCUAAUUGUCUUUCUUGAUAAGAUUAACUAAAUUGACUCCGAUCUACGAAGUAACCUAACUUUGUAAAAACUAUAUAUAUUCUUUUCAUCUUGUUGCUAAAACUAUACAAUAUUUUCGGAAUAAUAUGUUGAAAAAUAUACUAGUUAGCAAAAAUAAGAAACACGAUAUGGAAAACCAUUAGUUUUUUGGGUAAAAUGAGGACCAUUAGUGUAGUUGAUCGUUGAUAUUAUUUUUCCAAGAAAGUAAACAACUAAAUUUAGCAAAAGAAAAGUAAGUAAACAACUAAAAAAUAUUAUACGUAGUAAAUUAGAUAACUUUUCAACUUAAAAUUAAUUAGCCAUAAAUAAAACUCGUAUCAUUUAUAUAGUAAUUAGGAUCAUUACUCAAAUCUGUGUUAACUCAGACUGUCAAGUGUUGAUUACAGCAAUCUCUACGACGUCCUCUUUGGCUGAAUUCUACGGAAUAGCCAGAAUAUCGAAUAUCUGUACUUUUUCCUUAAUUCCGAGACAUUUCAAUUCGCUAGUUGAUGCAUUAGCUAAAGAUGCUCUUUGUAGUGUUUGACUAUGUUUUCCUCUCUGUUUAGAGAGAUGGUAAUGAAUUUGGUGUUAAAAAAAAACAUUCAGGAUCCUUUCAAGUUCCAACGUGAAACAUUGUUUCUGAUACUUAAUUUGAGAUAAUGACAUUUUGGUCGUAAAUCAUAGAAUAUUUAGAUAAUGAUCAAUUGGCCAGCUUUGGAUCUGAUUGAUUAAAGAUAAGAAUGGAUACUAUAGAUCAAAUUAUGAUACUAUAUUAAGUUAAAUGACUUUUAACCUAAAAAAUAAUUGAUGAUAAAUAUAUUGACUCAUAUCUCUUGUAUCUUAUAUAAUAGUUAAGAAGACAAAUGUCAUAUAUUAAUUAAUGCAAAUAAUAUAAGAUUAGUUUUGCUGGUCGAUUGUACUAGUUGCAGUCUAUUGUUUAGAUAUCGUUCUUGCUCUUUAGCGGGCUGGAUUAAUCAGUUUGGUGAAUAACAUACUGCAUCAUAAUUUUUACAUAGACUAAGUAUCGUCGUAUCGCUAGUUGCUUUUGUUGAAAACAAUAUUGCUCUUCGAUGUGUCGGUCGUUUCCUCUUCCAUUCCUUUAAUGUAGACGUGUAUGUAGUAUAUACAUAUAUAAAGCCAAAACCAUGCAAUAUCCAAAACGAUUCUUUUUUUUUUUGUGCAACAGAGCCAUAACGAUUCUAUACAUCUUGUUUUCUGUCAAUAGUUAACCUUUUAACUUUUUAUAUAUUUAGUUAGAUUUAGACAUCUGCAGUAAGAUUAAGGCCAUCUGAUAUCGCAAAUAGAAAAUUAUUAGUUGAUGAAAACAAUAUGUCGUCGGAUUCGAUCAAUUAGUCGGCGCUGUAUUGGUUACUUUCAGAAAAAUCUUAGAACACUGACAAAUGACAAUGUUCGUAUCUAAACUAGUUUCUCAGACAUUAAAAGAUAGAAAAAAAAUAAAUAGAAACGAAAAAGUAAGAAAUAGGUAGAAAAUCAGGCCUGUAAUAAUAGAUUAUGAAAAUUUGGAAAGUAAGAAAUAUUGGUUUGAUACUUUGAUUUAGUUUUUAUUUUAGAAUUAAUUAGAUAAUUAUAUUGUAAGGAAUAUUAGUAUUACAGAUGAUUGGUCAACUCAUGUCAUUAGUCGGAAGAUAUUUCAAACUCGGAUCAAACACUGUGGUACGUUUUCAGACUAGUCCACUCUGUAACAUUAAGUGCGUUCUUUCGGAGCCGACCAGUUCAGCCGAUAGGACUUAUAAGAAAACAGAAUAUUAGUAUUAAUUUGAUGAAACCUUUAUAAUUUCAUAUAUAGUCUCUUGACUGGUGAGGAUGCUCUAAAUAUAUAUAUACACAAAAAUAUUAAAUAUGAUGCAUAUGAUGCAAAUUUCUUAUUUUUAAAGAAAAUUUUUGUAACCACAUAUAUUCAAAAUAUUAAAUGUGAGGUAAAUGUUAUAUUUUAAAAGGAAAUGUGAGGCAAGCUAAGUUCAAAACACAAUGUUAGUAACCACAUAUAUUCAAAACUAUUAAAUAUGAUCAAAUGUGUUAUUUUAAAAGGAAGAUCUUAGUAACCUAGUUUCAAAAAAGAAAUAUUUUAGACCAUAAUUAACUCCAGUCUCUUAACUGAGGUUUUUAGCUUCGGGUAAGAGACGGUUCUUAGUUUUUAUUAUAUUUUGAGUAAGAAAAACUAAGAACCGUCUCUUAAAUAAGAGAUAUAAGAGCCAUCUCUUAACUGAAAAGUGUUAAAAAAUGUCAAUUUCACCACAGUUGCCCAUCGUCCCACAGUUGUUAUAUUGAAAGCGUUCUGCUAGAAAAUACGGUGGCCACCAAAGAUAAAAUAUUUUCUAUGACAAUUGGUAACAUGAUGUAUAACAGUCAAGAAGAAUCUGCAAGCGAGAGGGAUACAUGGGAAUAUACGUUGUGCAAGGUGCGGAGCCGAUGAGGAAUUGAUAAACCAUGUGUUUUUUUAGUGUCCUCCAGCACUUCAGGUUUGGGCUCUCUCAAAGAUACCAUCAAAUCCAACUAUUUUUCCAACAAGCUCGCUAUUCACAAACAUGGAUCAUCUCUUUUGGAGAGUUUUCCCGCAGAUGGAUGAUCAUCAGUUUGCAUGGAUACUAUGGUAUAUUUGAAAAGGAAUGAAUAAUAAAGCUUUUAGUAAUCUGGACAUUGAUCCUAUGGACACGCUUAAUUUGGCAAAAACAAAAUCAACACUUUGGUCUGAGACACAUAUAUUGAACGAACUGAGGAAUGUAUAACACAUAGAGGUUACGACUCUACCGUCAAUUCCAGGAAGAUGGUGUUUCUCAGAUGGUUCCUAGAAAGAGAAUGAUAUUUUCUCCGGACAGGGUUGGCUCAGUACUCUAGAAGGAUUUGAUGGGUUGUUAGGGGUGAGGAAUGUUCGGGGUAGUCUUUCACUUCUUCAUGCGGAGAUGAAAGCACUACUAUGGACAAUGGAAUGUAUGAUAAAUUUACGUUAAUUUCAGGUGACGUUCGUCAAUUUCAGGUGACGUUUGCAAAAGAUUGAUUCCAAUUGGUGAAGAUGGUUACAGAACCAGAAGAAUGACCAGUUUUUGCAAAUUAUUUGGAAGAUAUUAAGGUCCUGAAAGAAAGUUUUCUUCAAUUAGAGAUUAUCUAUGUACCAAGGACGCGAAAUACAAAGGUGGAUAGCCUAGCACGCAGUGUCAGGAAACAACCGGUUUUUGUCGUUCAUAUGGAUCAAGAUCUACCGGUUUGGUUCAGAGAGUCAGUAUGAAUAUGUAAAAAUUGAUGGAAAAAAAAUGUCAAAUCAUGAAUAUAGAAUCCCGGCUAAGAGACCGGAGUUAAUCAUACCCUACCACAUAUAUUCAAUACUAUCUGAUUAGACCUAGUGCAGUCAACACAGCUGGUCCGUUUUUUUCGUAUUUCGCAGGCUUACUUCUUUCUUUACCUACCGGUAGACGUAGUUAUCUAUGCUUUUAUAUAUUUUUUCUCCAUUUAGUUGCCUUUUUCUCUUUCAUUUUUUUUUUUGCCUAGUGUUCUCUUCAAAAGUGUAAAUACCAUUAGGGGUCAGGGUGACCCUUCCUAAAGUAUAGGGGAAUAUUCUAACCACAUCAUAGUUGCAAGUUACAAGGCUCGGCUUUUUUUUAUAGAACCACACCUGACAUUUCCAUCUCGUGAAGUCAUUCCUUUUUUUUUGUAUGUUUCUCUGACUUACACAAAUGGGAACUAAACUUUAAACUACAACUUUACAUCUUAAACAAUAACUACAUUUUGACAGAAAGCCAUAACUAUAUUUAUUUCGUCAAAGUUUCGUUAUCUCUUAUGUCUUAAAAGUUUAAAGCGAAUUUGUCUUACUCAUGCUGGCGUGGAAGAACAAUGUUAAAACCUAUUAGAGAUUGCGAACUUUAAUAAAUCUCAUUUAAAUAGUAAAUUUGUUUUGGGUACAAUAUAAAAUGCCAAAAAGCAUCAGAACCGGUUUUUAUGACCGAAAAGUUAAGUGAUAUUGGAUUCAGACUAUAAUUCCAUUCUAAAUGCCUUUGUUGUGAGAAACCAGGUCGAAAACUCGAACAUUCAAAAAUCUGUAGAAACACGGGUUUCAUAUUAAAUAUUUGAAGGAACAGAAAAAAAUAUAAUGGUGAUGACUAAUAUAAAUCUCAAAUCAAUAGCGGAAUAACAUAAAGUAUAAUAAAAGCAGAUAAAAUAUUUGGAAUGAAAAAAAAUAUGUUAAACAACAAUCACAAAGUGAUAGAAUAUUUUGGGCAGGUUAAUAAAUAUUUUAAUUAGUUUUUAACUUACAUGUCAUAUAGUAUAUAGCAAACUUGACGGUAAAUAACAAUCAAAAAGUGAUAGAUAACAUUUCUGUAGAUUAAUAGCAUGAUAUAUAGAAUUGACAUAAAAACAAAUUCAUCGUUUCAUAAAAUGAACCCUCGUAUUAUUUAGUCGAAAACUGAAUCGAUAUUAUGGGAUGGGUUUUAUCUUUAAGCGUGUGUGUGAACACGUCUAAUAGCUUUUGAGACCAGGUAGGUCCAAGUUCUUUUGGAAUUUUGGGAACUCUUUAGACAAGCAAUGUCUUUAUGUGUGCUUUCGGUGUGUCUCGUUGUUUUUCUUCUGGAUUUUAAAAUGGCAUUAUAAAAUAAUACAUAUAUAACUAAUCCCUUAAUUAAUCCACAUAUAUUAAUUAAUUAAUUAAUAUGCCCCCAUAGUUCAAACAUUGUGCUAUAUAUAUCAAAUGCUUCACAACCAUUCAACACUCUACCACCUUUGUCUUCUCUUAAUCAUUCUCCUAGUUUGAUUACUCACUAAUCACUUUUGGUUUCUUAUAUAGCUACUCUCUGAUUUAAAGUAAGAGCACCUUUUUUCCAGCCAGUGUCUUUGACCCGUCGCAAUUACCUCUGCCCUCAACUUCAAAAUAUAGGCUAUUACUCUUCGUUAUUCCCAUAUUUCUUUUCUUAAUUUUGUGUCUAUUGUUUUUCUUAAUAGUAAAAAGAGGAACUUGGGGUCAUUGCGCUGAUUUAUUUUCUAAUUGUCAUACGAUUUUUUCGGACAAUGAUCUUGUCACAAAAAGAAUGCAAUCAACGUGAGCUGCAAGCUUUUCUUAAGAACAAAUCAAGUGUCGAAAAAAGUUUUUAUUUCUGGAUUUUCAAAAUAUUUAGUAGAUUUGAUCGCUAAAUCUCUCUUGUGUCACAAGCAACAAGUGUGAAACAUGCAAAUGGGAAGUUCAUGUCUACCUCCAGGAUUUAGAUUUCAUCCAACUGAUGAAGAGCUCAUAGGCUAUUACUUGAGUAGAAAAGUCGAAGGUCUCGAGAUUGAGCUUGAAGUCAUUCCUGUUAUCGAUUUAUAUAAAUUCGAUCCUUGGGAGUUACCAGGUAAUCUAAAGAAAAACUUGUUUGAAUUAAUAUCAUUCAUAAAUUUAUAUCUAAUUUUAUCUUCUUUAAUUGCUAUCUUUGUUGUUUUAGAUAAAUCGUUCCUACCCAAUAGAGAUAUGGAAUGGUUCUUUUUCUGUCCAAAGGACAAAAAAUAUCCUAAUGGUUCUCGAACCAAUAGGGCUACAAAAGCCGGUUAUUGGAAAGCAACCGGUAAAGAUCGAAAAAUCUCUUGUAAAUCAUCUGGUGCUAUAAUCGGAUAUCGGAAGACAUUAGUUUUCUAUGAAGGUCGUGCCCCAUUGGGUGAUAGAACUAUCUGGUUUAUGCAUGAAUAUCGCCUUUGCGAUGACGAUCUUUCUCAAAAAUCACCAAAUUUCAAGGGAGCUUUUGUGUUAUGUCGUGUAGUCAAGAAGAACGGACUUAAGACCAAAACUUUGAAAAAUAAAAACGAACAAGCUAUUGGUUCAGGUUGCUCUAGCCUUGCGACCUCUCCAUGUCGAGAUCAAACGACGCAGUUUCAAUCUUUCAAGCCUUCUUUAACUACAAACGAAUCUUCUAGCAUUUGGAUUUCUCCUGAUUUCAUCCUUGAUUCCUCAAAAGAUUAUCCUCAAAUUCAAGAGGGUGUUUCUGAAUACCUUCCCAACUACCAUUUUCCAGUCAAUGGGGCGAACCACCAAAUGGAAAUUGCAGAGACUUCAUAUUUGAACAUUGAUCAAUCAAUACAAACCGGUUACUGGCCAAAUUUUGAAUACGACCAAACCGGUUCAUUCGAUUACUCAAACCUUUUCUAGGUAGAAGGAAAUGUGUGGGUUUCUUCAGGACAAAAACGCCUUUUAAUGUUGGAGUCCUCGAAGAAGAUAAAAUUGGUUUGCAUAAAUUUGGAGUCUCUUGCAUUUUAUUUUAGAAUAUAUAUAUUGGUUUUGCCUUUUUGGUUUUGAUUUUACUAAUUAAUAUAUUGUUUGCUGUGGAAUGACUAUUUUAUAUUCCUAAUUUGUUAUAUGAUAGUCUUAUUUUUUUUUUUUUUUUUUUGCUAAGAAUGUAAAUGUCAUUACUAGAAUGAAUGUUUGGUUACAAUGAUAUUGAACCAGAAUCUACUGUUAAGCCAUUCUGUUCUUAAAGGCUGCAAAAAAGUUUAAAAAGAACCUCUAAGAAACUAAAAAUUAAAUCCAAGCAAACCACCAAAGGUGAGCAUUGAAGAUAAUAAUGGUACUAGAACAAGAGACAACAUUUUAUUUCCCAAACAAACCACUUCUCAAUCGCCAGGAGGAAACGAGAGAAUAGCCAAUAGAGGGUAGAUUGGUCGGACACUCACCUGAAGGUGGCUCAAAGUGGCUUCAACGGAGGCGGCUGGCAACGGCUCCGGGGCACCACAAGAGGAGGACGCCGAGCAAACAAACCCAUAGCUAACGCGGUCAUGGACAAAAGUUCAAACCCGACAAAACACCGCUGAAGAUGAAGAGCAAAAACACUGGUCAAGCGUAGGCGGUACAAAACGCCCUCACCGGCCACGCGACCUAAAGGAUGCGGCUGAGACAUCAAGAGUAGGAACAGAAGCUACAACCGGAGGUAUGCAAGGAGGGAAAAGAGACACAAAGAGAGUUGGAGACUCUCCAUCAGCAGGCUGAACAAAAGGAGAGCAAGAGCUCGACCUCCAAGCGAGAACACCACCACGGCAGGUCGUCCUCAAAACCCUAGGCGACGGUAUCAUCAAGCGAGGAAGGUAACCACUAACUUUCGCUGUAACAAGCCAUGGUAGUUGUCUGAUGGACUAAGGGAAAGAAGUCCUCAGUGGUGAGCCUCAACACCACCUUUCACUCAAAGAGAGAGGAGAAGCUCUAGGAGACCUUGAGACAGGCCAUAGAAGAGAGCGACUGGAGCGAGACCAAUGAGCAGGACCGGCGACAGCAGCGACGCAUCACACAGAUCCGGCGGUCUCGGAUCUCAGAUCUACCAGAUCCGAGCGCAGUCGAUCCAACCAGAGCUGUUUCGAGGUCUCUGAGAGAUCCUAAGGUCGUCACACCUCGCCAGUGCUCCAGAGAAACCUAGGACUCCUUUGGUUUCGGCUAGAUCUGGAGGAGAAAUCCAGAGACACCAAGCAAAGAGGUUGAGACGAACUGAGAACCAAAACAGGGAGAGGCGAUAACCGGAAACGAGAUGCCGACGGUGGCGGAGAAGACCCACACGGCAAACUUGCCGACGAUCUCCUCCACCGGAACAGAGAUUUGAUGUUGGCGGCGCUAGGGUUAGAAAAGAAUUUGGGGGAGAGACUCUAGAGAGAAAAGCCCUUUUCUCUCUCUCUCUUAGUUU
Brassica rapa (field mustard) is the source of this 15285-nucleotide messenger RNA. Its product is annotated as NAC domain-containing protein 71. Gene Ontology annotation, molecular function: DNA binding. The record is from RefSeq and is a predicted model, not a curated record. Gene Ontology annotation, biological process: regulation of DNA-templated transcription. Lineage: Eukaryota; Viridiplantae; Streptophyta; Magnoliopsida; Brassicales; Brassicaceae.